AUGGCUAACCAUCUUAGGGAUAUUUGGCUUUACAUCGUUUCGAAGUUGAAGCUGAAAACCGAGACCAAGGUUGUUCUUCCUCCUGUUGAUCAGGUGUUGGGAAUUCCCGUCACAUCUGCAAAUGCAUUGUCAAUUCAAGCACAAAAUGAGAGGGAAUUGAAGCGGGAGAGGAGAAAACAAUCUAAUCGUGAAUCUGCAAGAAGGUCGAGGUUGAGGAAACAAGCUGAAGAGGAGCUCGUCCGAAGAGUUGAAUCCCUCAGUGCUGAAAACAUGGCGCUGAAGACUACAACUUUGUCAGAGUUCAUCAAAAUGAGCAUCAAUGAGGAUAACCAGAGUCUUAUUACUGAGAAUUAG
This is a messenger RNA of Spinacia oleracea (spinach), 354 nucleotides long. Its product is annotated as transcriptional activator TAF-1-like. Bases 1 to 354 code for a protein of 117 amino acids. The transcript has 5 exons. Gene Ontology annotation, molecular function: DNA-binding transcription factor activity; sequence-specific DNA binding. Gene Ontology annotation, cellular component: nucleus. NCBI's taxonomy places the organism in Eukaryota, Viridiplantae, Streptophyta, Magnoliopsida, Caryophyllales, Amaranthaceae. The record is from RefSeq and is a predicted model, not a curated record. Gene Ontology annotation, biological process: regulation of DNA-templated transcription.